Messenger RNA from Anguilla anguilla (European eel), 4906 nucleotides. RefSeq names its product zinc and ring finger 3 (gene znrf3). Gene Ontology annotation, molecular function: frizzled binding; ubiquitin protein ligase activity. The transcript is spliced from 9 exons. Gene Ontology annotation, biological process: Wnt receptor catabolic process; ubiquitin-dependent protein catabolic process; negative regulation of canonical Wnt signaling pathway. The record is from RefSeq and is a predicted model, not a curated record. NCBI's taxonomy places the organism in Eukaryota, Metazoa, Chordata, Actinopteri, Anguilliformes, Anguillidae. The coding region runs from base 685 to 3423 and encodes 912 amino acids.
AACAAAUAGCGCAUGCCAGAGCGUAAACAGGCGGAAAUUGUAUUCUGAAAUGUUUGUUUGUAUGUAGCCGAUACAACACUGAAGGUUGAAACAAUAAUGUAUAAUUAACUGUGGUUGAUGUAUGUAUAGACCUUGAUAUACUUACAAUUUAUGUAUACUAAUAUAAUGCAUAUUACAUAAAGCACACGGCAACGAAAUCGCUGGCUACUACGACGCAGGAAAACUGUUUUAAUUUGUAACUGAGCACGUCUGUUUAUCAGAGACGCCGUACACAUUCGCGCCUCCUUAAAUGCGGAAUGGCAGCCGAAAACUGGGAGUGGAAAGUAAAGGGUCAGGAAGAUCGGUGGGUGGGGAUAACCCUUUUGGAAAGAAAAAAAAACUAAAAAAAAUCACGUGUUUAGAGAUCAAAGGAGAUCCGCUUUGUAGAGCUGGAACGAGAGAGAGAGAGAGAGGGAGAGAGAGCGAGAGCGAGCGAGCGCACACAGCCUUGUAAGUGACAAGGCUGCAAUGGUGAAAUAAACACGUUCAGUGCUCGCCAGAGUUUUUGUUGCACAAUCCAGAAAAGGUUGCGCUUCUUCAACGCCGCGUUUUUCCCCACUGAGAUUUAAUUCCACAACCAGCCAAGGGCUUAUCCCAAAAAAACCUGGAAAUUAUGUUCCGAUCAGCGCUGAUCCAGCCGGCAAGAUGAUUUUACCAAGGAGAGGGUCAGAUUGUGUAGCCGAUUCGGUGGUCUUGGUGAUCCUUGUGGUCACUACUUGGGGAACCGUCUUCGCUAAGGAUACUGCCUUUGUGGAAGUGGUGCUAUUUGAGUCAAGUCCCACUGGAGAAUAUAAGACUUACACUACAGGUUUGCAAGGACGAUUCUCAAAAGCUGGAGCCACUAUCAGUGCGGAGGGCGAGAUCGUGCAGAUGCACCCUCUCGGACUGUGCAACAACAACGAUGAGGAGGACCUGUACGAGUACGGCUGGGUGGGGGUGGUGAAGCUGGAGCAGCCCGCGCUGGACCCCAGCUGCCUCACCGUCCUGGGCAAGGCUAAGAGAGCGGUUCAGAGGGGUGCAACUGCGGUCAUCUUCGACGUGUCCGAAAACCCGGAUGCCAUCGAUCAGCUGAACCAGGUCGCGGAGGACCCCCUGAAGAGGCCGGUGGUGUAUGUGAAGGGCGGGGACGCCAUGAGGCUGAUGAACAUCGUCAACAAGCAGAAGGUCGCCCGGGCCAGGAUACAGCACAAGCCGCCAAGGCCCACGGAGUACUUUGACAUGGGCAUCUUCCUGGCCUUCUUCGUGGUGGUCUCCCUCGUCUGCCUCGUCCUGCUCAUCAAGAUCAAGCUGAAGCAGCGGCGGAGCCAGAGCUCCAUGAACAGGAUGGCGAUCCAGGCGCUGGAGAAGAUGGAGACGCGCAAGUUCAAGGCCAAGAGCAAGGGCCACCGCGAGAGCAGCUGCGCCGCCUCCGACUCGCUGAGCUGCAGCUCCUCCUCCGACUGCGCCAUCUGCCUGGAGAAGUACAUCGACGGGGAGGAGCUGAGGGUCAUCCCGUGUGCCCACCGGUUCCAUAAGAAGUGUGUGGAUCCCUGGCUGCUCCAGCACCACACCUGCCCCCACUGCAGACACAACAUCAUCGAGCAAAAGAAGGGGAACCCCGGUCCCGUCUGCAUGGACCCGGGGAACCCGGUCCACAGCCGGCAGCAGCGGGUGGUCCUGCCCGUCCACUACCCGGGACGGGUGCACCGGGCGGGGCCGGUGACGGCGUACCCCACCCGCACCAGCAUGGACCCCCACGGCAACCCCAUCACCGUGCUGACGGUGGACCAGCACCCCGAGCCGGGCCUCUACCCGCCGCAGUCCUCGGCCUUCAUCCGCGGCUACCCGCCCAUCCACCUGGACCACGCCCUCAACCCCGCCCACCACUGCGGCCUGGAGCACCGCGGCCCCGCCUACCCCCAGCCCCACGGCUUCAAGCGGCCCAAGUUCCACGGGGGGCGGAGCUUCUCCCGGGCCGCCUGCUUCUCCCAGUACGAGACCAUGUACCAGCACUACUACUUCCAGGGCCUGACCUUCCCACAGGCUCCCGAGGGCCAGCCGGGGGCCGGGCCCCACAAGGGCCACCACGGCGGGCGGACUUUCCAGCAGGGCCUGCUGUACCCGGCCGUGGUGCACAUGGCGCCCGCCUCCUCGUCCCGCCUGGGCGAGGCGGGCAGCGCGUCCGGGUUCAGCUGUUACCACGGACACCGGUCGGUGUGCAGCGGCUACCUGGCGGACUGCCCCGGCAGCGACAGCAGCAGCAGCAGCAGCUCGGGCCAGUGCCACUGCUCGUCCAGCGACUCCAUGCUGGACUGCACCGAGGUCAGCAACCAGGGCGUCUACGGCAGCUGCUCCACCUUCCGCAGCUCGCUGAGCAGCGACUACGACCCCUACGUCUACCGCAGCCGCAGCCCCUGCCGGGGGUCCGGCGGCGAGGGGGCGGGGGCGGGGUCCGGCUGCCCCCCCGCCCCAGGCCCCGGCCCCGGCCCCGGCCCCGCCCCCUCGGCGGACGACCUGCCCCCCUCGGGGGCGCCCGCCCCCGGCCAGGACUGCCUCCAGGCAUCGGGGGACCAGCUGUCCGGCUGCGGCCUGGAGCCCGGGUGCAGCGGCUGCCCUUCGCUGGAAGCCAGGGAAACCAGCACCACUACCUCACCCGGGCCCCUAGAGGGCGCCGGAGCGGACCUCCGGAGCCGGGGCAGGGCGCAGGAGGAGGGGGCAGCGGCGGCCGCAGCCGACCAGCAGGGGGCAGCGUCCUACAGCUGCUGCUUCGAGGUCCCGCCCGCCUCCUCGGAGGGCGUGGCCCAGGGGCAGGAUUUGGGCGGGGCCUCCUUCCUGGCGGGACGUCGCUGCGCGCGGGGGGCGGAGGCACGGUCGCCGGGCUCGCGGAACUCGUACGGCGCGGGCGCGGACCACACGGCCUGCCCCCCGGAGGCGGCGGGGGGCUACGACGCCCUGCCCUGCUGCUUCUACAAGGAGCUGCGCGUGCGCAGGGGGAGCGGGGCGCGCUACCCGGAGGACUGCGCAGUCAACGUGCAGUACGCGCAGACGGACGCCGCCGAGCCGCAGGGCCGCUGCGAGCUCGGCCAGCGCAUACCCAUAAUCCCCGAGGACACGGACUGCGAGAUGGGCCUGGGCCCCGGGCCUGGCCCGCAGGUCAGCCUGCUGCCGGCGGGGGGCGCCGGAGACGAGGGGGGGCGGACUGGGGAGAGGGAGGAGCCCCGAGAGCUGCGCUUCCCCCCGGGGCAGUUCAGAGGUCAAACGUUUCUGCACGAGGAGGAGGAGGUGCACGCGCUCUUCCACGCCCAGUGCCCCAGUUUCCACGAAGCACAGGGAAACGGCAAAGCUGCAGGGUCAGGACCAUUGCAACCUAUGGAGAAAGACUGUGUAGCAAAGCCCAGCUUGUGAUCUUCUCAUGUUCGGAUAUACGGGAAUUGCUGAUUUUUUUUUUUGUUGUUGUUUAUUUUAAUAUUAUUAAGACUCCAAUUUGAGCAAGACUUUUGAGGGUGUUUUUAUAAUAUAUUCUUACUUAUUAAAAAAAAGGAUGCAUGUGUGUACAUGCAUAUGUAUGUGUGUAUGGAAUAUUAAGCUUCAACAAACAGAAAAAAGUGGUCAUUUGGAGAGCUACCAAAACACAUUUUUCAUUUUACAACCACCCAACUCCCCGCCCCCCUCUCUGUGACCGCCAUUGAUCUUGCCAACCGGAGAACCAACUUUACCUGUUCUCUUCUUUUCGGCCGGAUCUAGCCCACACCUGACUCUGCUCUGUGGGUGGUCUCUACCUGGCCACACCCCUCCCCCCUCCCCCCCACCCCCCCCACUCUCAGGACAAAUCUGCUUUUUAAGAUGGUGGCUCUCUUGUGUUCUCAGCACUCUGGGAGUUGAGCUAUUUGGGUUGAAGUGAGGUUUGAGUGAACUUGGCUCAUUUACAAGUUUAGACCAUCCUCUUUGCAUGGAAAAGCUUCUCCUUCAACCCGCAAUACCUCCUCUUAUUAACGUAUGUACUUACACAGUCAAUUCAACAGCCCCUAACCACUUCUUGUGUACGGUGCACUUGUUCUCACAUAAGCAGUUUCUCGAAGGCAAUUUUACACUCUUGUGUGUCAGGAAAAGGCCAAAGUAAAGUUCGUCGGGAGAGAUCUGAAUUCAACCUAAUCUCCCCCAACAGUGUGUUUUGGAGUGAAAAGAAACAAAAUAAUGCUCCGAUUUUGUACUCUCACAAAUCUGAUGUUGUCAAUAUGCCUUUUGUUUGUUUUACAGACGGUUUUAUACUGUUUCUAUGAAAUGUUUCCAUACUGCUAAGAGUCUACAGUUUUAAAAUAACCCUAUUUAUAUGUGGACAAUAACCCAGAGGUGUAUAUCAUGAACAUGAGAAUCUAAUCUGCCUUUACAUAGAGAUCUAUACCCCGGAUGGCAUUUUUGGGGUACUUGAGUCACUAUUUAAUUUUUUUUUAUCAUUUGUAGCACUUAAAAAGGAUUGUAUAAAAAGAAAACUCGGUGUACAAAAAUUAAUAUUUUUUAAUUUUCUAAAUAUAAUUAUCCAUCAUUACCAUUUUACAAUGUUUAAAAGGCUAGAAAUCAAUCUGUAUAUUUCUGUAUCUGUAUAACAGCACAUUUCAUUUAUGGAAAUAUGUUCUCUGAAUAUUUAUUUACUAAUAUAUUUAUCUCUAAGCCAUGUCUUAUGUUCAGAGUGUAUGAAUGUUUGAGGUUUUUUUUUUUUUUUUUUUUUUUUUCAGAAAUCACUAACAUGAGACUUUGUAAAUACAUGGUAAUUGCACACAAAGAUUAAAUAUACUCUGACCAAAAACUGAUUUAAAAAUUUUAGUACCAUACAGUUUUGUAACAAAGUGUACAAAGUUCUGUAAAAAAUAUACAGUUUUAUUCAAGUAUA